AUGCGGCGCUACAAGUUCCUUUUCAAGAAGCACGACGAGGCACGCUUCGACAAGUACCUCGAGGACGUGGAGGACGGCAAGGCCAAGAUCUUGGCGGGCGCGCUCCUGCCGCAUGAGAUCGCCGCGGCCGCCUACCGCGGCGAGGACGACAAUGUGUCAGAGCUCCAGUGGCGCCGCAUGGUGGACGACCUCCGCUCCAAGGGGUGGCUGUGCAACUGCAUCUCGGUCUGUGACGUGUCCGGGAGCAUCACGUCGGAGCUCAGCGAGGACCCAUGGGCGGGCAAGGUGAUCACCUUCAGCUCGACCCCCGAGAUCCACCUGAUCAAGGGCAAGACCCUUGCCAAGAAGAUGGCCUUCGUUAAGUGCAUGCAAUGGAACAUGAGCACCAACUUCCAGGCGGUGUUCGACCAGAUCCUCCGCACGGCCGUGAACGCCCGGCUGGCGCCGGAGAAGAUGAUCAGGACCGUGUUCGUGUACAGCGACAUGGAGUUCAAUGAGGCGUCGGGGCACGGCGGGGGUGGAUACUACGGAUACGGAUCGCGACGAUCGUCCGGGUCCUGGGACACUGACUACAACGUGAUCUGCAAGAAGUUCAGGGACGCGGGGUACGGCGAUGUGGUGCCGCAGAUCAUCUUCUGGAACCUGCGCGACUCCAAGUCGACGCCGGUGACGUCGAUGCAGCCGGGGGUGGCCAUGGUGAGCGGCUUCUCCAAGAACUUCCUCAAGAUCUUCCUGCAGAACGACGGCGUGGUGAACCCCGAGGCCAUCAUGAUGCAGGCCAUCGCGGGCGACGAGUACCAGAAGCUGACCAUGUACGACUAG
Messenger RNA from Triticum turgidum subsp. durum (durum wheat), 822 nucleotides. NCBI's taxonomy places the organism in Eukaryota, Viridiplantae, Streptophyta, Magnoliopsida, Poales, Poaceae. The record is from the annotation of a GenBank genome assembly.